Messenger RNA from Periophthalmus magnuspinnatus, 2442 nucleotides. RefSeq lists its product as uncharacterized. Gene Ontology annotation, molecular function: DNA binding. The coding region runs from base 1 to 2442 and encodes 813 amino acids. Lineage: Eukaryota; Metazoa; Chordata; Actinopteri; Gobiiformes; Gobiidae. The record is from RefSeq and is a predicted model, not a curated record. Gene Ontology annotation, biological process: DNA integration; DNA recombination. The transcript is spliced from 12 exons.
AUGCCCCAAGAGAUACUUGUCCAGCCUUCUGAAGUGGCCAUGUGCAGUUCCCUCAGUGACAACACUGAUCAGAUGCUCCAAGAGAUACUUGUCCAGCCUUCUGAAGUGGCCAUGUGCAGUUCCCUCAGUGACAACACUGAUCAGAUGCUCCAAGAGAUACUUGUCCAGCCUUCUGAAGUGGCCAUGUGCAGUUCCCUCAGUGACAACACUGAUCAGAUGCUCCAAGAGAUACUUGUCCAGCCUUCUGAAGUGGCCAUGUGCAGUUCCCUCAGUGACAACACUGAUCAGAUACCCAAAGAGAUACUUGACCAGCUUUCUGAAAUGGCCAUGUGCAGUUUACUCAGUGACAACAUUGACCAGUCUAAAGAGCGCAUGAAAAUGCUUAAUAAGCUACGCAACAAGGGAAACUACAACCACAACACAGAGGUUUUAUCAAGUGGAGAUGGACUGCUAAAACCUAGACGCACAUCUAAGAAAAAAUAUAAUCCUAAAGACUAUGUGCACUGCAUGUACUGCCAGGCCCUAUACCUCCGAAGAGAUCUGUGGCGACAUGUUCGAAAAUGUUCUUCAAAACCAGUUGAAACCAAUUCAGAGAUUGGAAGAACUAAGAUCUUGUCUUUGGCCACUAUGGUUGACUCAGCCUUGUGUCAACAGGUGUCACCAGGUGUUUGGAAGCUGUUAACUGCGAUGAAAAAUGAUGAGAUAACUGCUACAGUGCGCAGUGACUUCUAUAUUCUUCAGCUGGCUCAAUCAUUUUUUAACAAACAUGGACAAAAGCCCACCAAAUAUGAGUACAUUCGACAGAAACUCAGAGAAAUUGGAAGACUUCUGUUGACGCUUCGGAAGGACUUCUCAAUAUAUACUCUUGAGGAUGCUGUAAGACCUGCAAAUUUUCAAAUGGUUAUUCAAGCUGUCAAGAAAGUGUCUGGGUUUGAUGAAGAAAAGCACUGCUACCAAACUCCAAGCCUUGCACUGAAGUUGGGUCACUCGUUGCAGAAGAUAAGUGACAUUAUACACUGCAGAGCUCUAAUGGCAGAAGACUCUGAGCUGGUAAAGUCCACUCAGACUUUCAAAACCCUGUAUUCUACAAAGUGGGCUGAAUUUGUUUCACACACAGCUUUAACUACCUUGAAUGAGAGACACUUUAACAAGCCUUGCACACUGUCUUUCACAGAAGAUGUGCAACAUCUCGAAAAAACUGCAGAAGAAGCAUUUAAAAACUUGGAUAAAACGUCAUCACCACAAUCAUAUGGUGAACUGUGCAAAGCAACUAUGGCAAACAUCAUACUAUUCAACCGGCGUCGUGGAGGAGAAGUUUCCAAAAUGAAACUAAAAGGCUUUCUUGAGAGGGACACCACUGCCUUACAUGAAGAUGUGGCUGUUGGACUCACAAAAUUUGAACUCAAACUUUGUAACCACUUUAGUCGAGUGGAAAUAAGGGGUAAAAGAGGACGAAAGGUUGCUGUUCUGCUAUCACCAGACAUGGUUAAUGCUCUAACACACCUAAUAAAUAAAAGAAAAGACUGUGGCGUUCCAGAGGAUAACCCAUUUCUCUUUGGAGGACCGCAGUGUCUUACUCCGUACAGAGGACCGGACUGUCUAAGACUUUAUGCAAGUGAAUGUGGGGCAAAGAACCCUCAACUCCUCAGGUCAACACAGUUGCGCAAACACGUCGCAACUUUAUCCCAGGUCCUUAAUCUCCGAAAUAACGAGUUGGACCAAGUGGCAGACUUCCUUGGCCAUGAUAUUCAGGUCCACAGGGAGUUUUACCGACUACCAGAGGCUACAACACAGUUGGCCAAAAUAUCAAAACUGCUGCUGGCUAUGGAGAAAGGGUCUUUGGGAAAUCUGCAAGGGAAAACACUUGAGGAAAUUGAAAUCGAAGAUAACCUAGUGUUGACUGAUGUUGAGCAAAGUGAGGAGAGUGAUGGUGAGGUCGAGGAAGAAAAUCUGCCCACAGAUUCACAGAUUGCCAGUGAUUCUGCAGGGAUGAGCAUCAUUAGGCAACCUGUUGAGAAACCUCCAUGCACAUCUUUAUCAUCAGAAGACAAGGAAAGACCUAGGCCACAUGUUGAACCUCCAGGGAUGUCCUUACUGCCACAAGUUAUCGAUGCCAACCAAACAGACACAUCUCAAGCAGUAAUUAAAAAUGCAAAUGGAAAGGCCAAAGAUCCCAGAAGAAAAGCAAAAGUGAUGAAACAAUCAAUUUCUUUGGAAAAUGCAAGAAGGGUUCAGAAACGACAGUGGUCUCCCAAGGAGGUUGAAGCUAUUAUGAAACAUUUUGAAGAACAUAUCAGAAAAGGAAAACUGGCCACUAUGAUUGAAUGCGAACAGUGCAAGACAGCAGAACAUACCACACUGACUGAUCGCUCUGUUCAAAAUAUCAGAGACUUUGUCAGGAAUCAGGGUAUAACUCUGAAAAGAAAGGGAUUAGUCGACUAA